UUGUAUGUAUUUAUUUACUCAGAAUAAUUUCUGUUCUCUUCCUUUCUCUUCAAGCAAGGCAAACCAAUCCAUUUUGAUAUGAGUAGACUACAGUGAACUAAGCUGUCAAAGGGAUUUCUUGCAAGCAUACUGGGAAUAAAAAUGGAAAAUUGGAGUCAAUAUGAAAAUUUGACAAGCAGUGUGAUUCAUUAUUAUCCUUACAUGGAAAGGCAAAGCUUCAAAAGUAAUACAAGUUAGGUACCAUUAAUUAUGAUUAAAAUGGUGCAAAAGAGUGAUAUAUGAGGUAUGAAAUAAAGAACUUAGGUAUAUUACCCACUCAGUCACCAGCUUCUGCUACAACAUUCAAUGCGCUCUACUGUUUCUGAAACUCCAAUUCUCAUUCAUAUAUAGGCUAGAGAAAACCAAUAAAACAAGUUCACAGCAUUCUGUGGGGUCGAAAAGGACAAACCAUCUUAUAUACUUCUCAUAAACUAAUCUAUACAUUUAUCUUCAUUUUCCUUCCCUCAAAAACUCAUCAUUUCUGCUGCCCUGGAGAUGGCCUCUGCCUCCAGCAUUCCCUACCACAGACUGAAACAUGAUGAUCUGUUUGGUGACUAUGACGAAGGAGAGAGACUCGUGGGAAGACCAUCAUCUAGAAGCUGGCACAGGUUUAAGAGGGUGCAUCAGAGAAAGAGAUUUAGGGUUAGGAUUCCAAGUUUGAGAAGGUUCCUGAGGAGGAAAGUUAAGCUGGUUUAUGCUGCUUAUGCUAAAUUGCUGAAGAGAUGGAAAGAAAGUCAGGCUAACUUUGGUGAUCUUUUUGCUGGGAAUUAUCUGUUCUUGCAGGUGAAUCCCAAUUCAUUGAAGCGUUUUGAGAAAGCAUAUCAUAGAACUACUACUGGCUUGUCUCCAAGCUACUCUCUGCCAAGAAUUGCUUAAUUAAUAUUGUUUCUAAGGUUGCUUUUAUUGUUCUUCAUGUCAUAGCAAGAUAAUGCAUAUGCCUCUUAGCCCUUAUCCUCAAGGAUAAGUUUCUGUUAUUAAAGGCUUAGUUGAAUAAAUGAUUUCUGAUUGCUGCUAA
This is a messenger RNA of Hevea brasiliensis (rubber tree), 1054 nucleotides long. RefSeq lists its product as uncharacterized. Lineage: Eukaryota; Viridiplantae; Streptophyta; Magnoliopsida; Malpighiales; Euphorbiaceae. The record is from RefSeq and is a predicted model, not a curated record. Bases 535 to 915 code for a protein of 126 amino acids. The transcript has a single exon.